Racocetra fulgida is the source of this 161-nucleotide messenger RNA. The record is from the annotation of a GenBank genome assembly. NCBI's taxonomy places the organism in Eukaryota, Fungi, Glomeromycota, Glomeromycetes, Diversisporales, Gigasporaceae.
AUGCAACUCGAACAACAAUUCGACCAAAACGAAUGGAAUUCGGCUGAGUUGCAAGAAUAUCUACUUUAUUUAGAACAAAGAGAAAAGGACGUUAGAUUAUAUGAAGAUUACAUUUCUUAUUCCCAAAAAUACUACGGCCUUGGUGUUAAGCAAUCUCCAGG